Messenger RNA from Ophidiomyces ophidiicola, 1020 nucleotides. RefSeq lists its product as uncharacterized. The coding region runs from base 1 to 1020 and encodes 339 amino acids. Gene Ontology annotation, cellular component: Golgi apparatus. The transcript is spliced from 4 exons. The record is from RefSeq and is a predicted model, not a curated record. Lineage: Eukaryota; Fungi; Ascomycota; Eurotiomycetes; Onygenales; Onygenaceae.
AUGUUGUACAUUCCCAAUUCAAAAUGGACAUGGUGCUUUGUCCUUGUGACAACUAUCCAAGCAGCAUGCAUUCUAGCAUUUGAAUCAUAUGUUUUUGCUCGAUUCCAGACUCAGCUCAAGGGCAACGCAUCUACCCAAACGCAAUCGAAAACGAUACCUACCUUCUUGACCCUUUACAUCUUUGGAUUCGUCUAUGAACUGGUCCUUGUCUACGAUGCCUUGAGACUGAAAAACACUAUCCAGGUCAUUGGACUGUGUGUCUGCAAUCUAGGCUUACUUGUCUACGGUGCCGUUCAAACAGACCAAAUAAAGGAUGCAAUCGGUGCUCUGAGCAGCAUAGGAAACAUCGAUGGCGCCGUUUGGGGCGAGAUGAGACCCUUCCUGAUUGCAAUCCCAUGCAUCAUUGGCUUCGGCACUGCACUCAUGGCAUUUUUGGCCUGGAAGCUCUACGACGAGUUCGCAUGGACCAUCUACAAGCAUAUUAGUGCCGACUUACGAAUGAAACGCCGAUACUUAACAUACCAGAUUUAUAUUGCUUUGUUAAAAUUUGAUUUUUUCUUUUUCUUGGGAUUUACCGUGCAAUUUGUCGUGAUCGUUACAGAAAAAGCGACAGUUGAAUUUGCUUUGACUUUAGCCGCCAUUCCGGUCACCAUCAUCAUACUGAUCAUGGCCGCGUUCUGGACUCGACGGGAGAACACCCCAGGAAUGGUGGUUAUUAUCCUUCUUUACUUUGGAGGCCUUGCUUAUUUCCUCUUCAAACUCGUUCGAAUGUACUCGCCGGCGCGCGAAAGGGCGUAUUUGCCCGCUCGACGAUCCUUGACCUUUUUUGCAGUCAUUACGAUCAUUUUGAUUAUCAUGACCAUUGUUAAUGCUAUAGUUUGCACCUUUAACUUUAACAAGGGCCUGAAACCGCAUCUUUCUAGCAAGAGGUCGAAGCGGGACGACGAGAAGGGGCAUGGCACCGAGAUGCAUGGGCGACUAUCCCGCGCACCAGUCACGAGCCGUAUGACAAUUGACUAG